GGAUGAGCUGGGCUACAAUCGAUUGUAAAUUGUAAUAACACUAUAACAAGGUAUUUAUAUGAGGAUUUUCAAAUUUUGGGAAUUUUUGAUCAUUUCCCACCAUUCAAAUCCAGAAAGUUCACCGUUCAAAUUUUCCUCUUCCACCACCAACUGGCUCCUCAUCAUCAAUAGAGUCAACAAUGAAAUCACUUGACUGUGCAAUCAAACAAUUCAAUUAAUUUAUAAAACCCUAGAGUACAGUCCCAAGCAAAAAUUCUUUCCAAAAAAUCAAUUCAACUAAAUAUGAACAAACAUAAAACCCUAGAAUUCCAAUUUUUGACAUUAUCCUUAUGCCUAUCAAUCAUCACUAGUUUAUCAGCUGAAUCAUCGACAUGUUUGAUGGUGUACAAAGAAGGAGGAGCUCCGGCAGUGUUUAAUUCCCCGAAAUGCCCUCGAUGGAAGCUUUCCGGACCCCAAUCUAUGCCGAAGAAUUCGAGGUGUCAUAUCGCAGUUCAUCGAGGUCGCCGGAAAUCUCAGGAAGAUCGCAUCUUAUGUGCCCUUGACGUUCGAAUUCCGUUUCCGGGUCCAGGUGGUUUUACUGAGGUUUCUGUGGGGAUUAUGGCUGUUUUUGAUGGGCAUAAUGGAUCUGAAGCUAGUGAUAUGGCUUCAAAACUUUUGUUGGAGUAUCUUAUUCUGCAUACUUACUUUCUUCUUGAUGCUACAUUUCCUACCUUUUUGAAGAAAUAUAUGGGAAGAUUGUCAAACAAGGAAGUGGUGACGUUUUUAACUCAAUUCUUCAAGGAUAGAGAAUGGAGUCUGCAUAUUAAUAAUCUGGAGAGGCAUAUAUCACAAGAAAUGUAUGGAGAAUCAUUUCACUUGGAAAUAUUGAAGGAAGCGUUGUUGAAAACAAUUGCUGACAUCGACACCAUAUUUUCCAGGGAGGCCCAUAAAUACCAUCUUGAUUCGGGUUCUACAGCCACAGUUAUUUUAAUUGUAGACAGUAAGGUAUUGGUGGCAAAUGUAGGAGAUUCAAAGGCUCUUAUUUGCUCUGAGCAAUAUCUACCUCCUACUGAUGCUAAAGAGACUGCUUUAAGGAUAUAUAGGCAAAAAAGACGUGAUGGUGCUGUAUUGCGGUUUAAGGAUUGUGAAAGCUGUAAAAUUGUGGCUUCCAAUGGCUUAAAACAUUUGAUUGUGAAAGAAUUGACCAGAGAUCAUCGACCAGAUAGGGACGAUGAAAAGUUUCGAGUUGAAAAUGCAGGUGGUUGUGUUAUCGAGUGGAGUGGAGUUUCUCGUGUUAAUGGACGUCUUGCUGUGUCCAGGGCUAUUGGUGAUAUAGCUUACAAAAAUUAUGGUGUUAUAGCUGCUCCAGAGAUUACAGGCUGGCAACUUCUGAAUGACAAUGAUAGCUACCUCAUAGCUGCAUCUGAUGGGGUUUUUGAGGGGUUAGAAUCGCAAGAUAUUUGUGAUUUACUUUGGGAAGUACGGAAUGAUGACUCUUCAGGAUCACAGAUGCCUCCAGUCUGCUCAGGUUCUCUGGCUGAUUGCAUUAUAAGCACUGCCUUUGAGAGAGGAAGUGCAGAUAAUAUGGCUGCUGCUGUUGUUCCAUUGAAAUUGAUGAGCACAUCUAAAACCUUUUUGAACUCUGAAAAAAUUUCCAUCAGCCUUGUUCAAGUGGAACAAUCAUAUCCAGUUUUGGCUAAGUUCGACAGAUUACUGGUGGAAGGAAAGCCAAGUAAUUCUGUCUGUUACUAUUUGUAUGAAAACCUCAAGGAAAAUGAAGAGGAUACAUUUAGUCAUUCAGUGGAUGAAAAACAAGAAGAUAUUUAUGACGUCCCUUUUGCUCUCCCUGGAAAUCUUGGUCAUAGCUGUGGUGAAUCUUUGAAAGUCAAUGAGAAUAGCUUUUGCUUCCUAUUUGGGAUGAUAUCCGAUGGAAGUCAAGAGAACUUCAGAUAUCCUGAGGAUCUUUCCAGUUUUCUUGCUCUUCUUGAAUCAAUCCCCCUUCAACAAUCUAGUUUUGCAACAUUUGAGCACUCUAAGCCUGAUAUGAGGUAUAUUUUGAAGAAAAGAUUUGGUCGGGGGGCAUAUGGUGAGGUUUGGUUGGCUCUUCAGUGGAAUUGCUCCCUAGGAAAUUAUGCUUGCCAUUGGACUCAGAAUAACAAAACUUCCAUACAUCAUCUUGAUCUGAAGCCAUGUGAUGAAAAUUCAGGAAACUUUUCAUGGAGUCAUAAUUUUUCUAGUGGCUCCUCUGAUGGCAACUUGUUCAUCUUAAAGCGAAUAAUGGUCGAGAGAGGAUCUUCUAUAUAUUUAAGUGGGCUAAGGGAGAAGUAUUUUGGUGAACUAUUCUUAAAUGCUUCGACGUCUCUUGGAGGCUUCUUACCAUCUACAAUGUCAAGUUCAAUAUUUAAUCCUUCUGAGGCCAAUAUAAAUGAUCCUUAUGGGAUGGAUAAAAGAGUUUUUCAGGAUAUGGAGGACUUGAAUCCUGGAGAUAUGUUUGUUAAAGGAAAUGAAACCUGGGCUGUGGUCUAUGAAGAAGGCCUCAACCGUAUUGCAAGAUAUGUCGAGUCCUUUGAGUCGCGAUCUAAUGAAAUAUGGCUUGUCUUCAGACACGAAGGCAUAUCAUUGUCAAAGCUUAUGUAUACAACAGAAGAUUCUGAUGAAAUUCCUUCUGGAAGAGCUGGCCAUGCUCAGGUAUUGCAUCCAUCGAAGUGGUGGCACUGGCUAAAGACAACAAAAGCAGGACAAGAGGAAAUGCAGAAUCUUAUCUGGCAAUUGCUGAUGGCUCUCAAGUCUUGUCAUGAUCGUAAUAUUACCCACCGAGAUAUUAAACCCGAGAACAUGGUAAUAUGCAUUGAGGAUCAGGACACAGGUGAAUGCUCUAAGAAAAACACAAAUGGGGAGCUAAACCAUCCAGGAAGAAUGCGGAUUAUUGACUUUGGUAGUGCAAUUGAUGAUUUCACUAUGAGGCACUUGUAUGCAUUUAAAGGCCCGUCUAGAGCUGAACAAACGUACGAGUACAGUCCACCCGAAGCUUUGUUAAAUACAAGUUGGUUUCAGGGACCUACUAGAAGAACUCACAAGUAUGAUAUGUGGAGUGUUGGGGUUGUAUUUUUGGAGAUGAUAUUGGGUUCACCAGAUGUUUUUCAGAUUAGCUCUUUAUCCCAUUCCCUUCUAGAUAAGCUUCUUGAAGGUUGGAAUGAAGACUUGAAAGAUCUUGCGUACAGGCUUAGGUCCUUCAUGGAAAUGUGCAUUUUAGUCCCUGGUCAUUCCACUACACAUCACCUUCACAAGGGCACACAUCAUAAGGCUAAAGGCUCACCAGCUUCAUGGAAGUGCUCUGAAGAAUUCUUCUCAAACCUUAUAAAAAGUAGAGAUCCUCUCAAUAUAGGAUUUCCAAAUGUCUGGGCUAUGCGUUUAGUGCGGCAGCUAUUGCGUUGGGAUCCAGUAAAGCUUCUUCUCGAUGAUCGAUUAAGCGUGGAUGACGCUCUGCAACAUCCUUAUUUUAAACAACCUCUCAAUUGAUCAUUGGAAAUUAUGAAAUGCAUUUCAGGAAAAAAGAGAGCAGGGGAAGAGCGGGGGAGUGAAAACUGUCACUGCAGAGCUGAUGAUUCAUGGUUUUAUAUAACACAGUUGUCUUUAUUAUGUGCCAACUGAAGGAAAUGAUGUUUGCUGGCAUUUAUGUUGGGAGUUUCUUUGAAGAUCAUACUUGAAAACCAAGGGAUCUAUUGCUAAUGGCAUUCCAAUUUACCGAAGUUAAUGAAUCUUGGAAGAUGGCGAGCUAUGUUUUAUCCUUAUUCCCCAUGUUUUGAAACACACUAAAAAAUAGCAUUGACGUUAUUGACUUUCGCUUGAUUAUGCUCACAAGGGAGUAACAAAGGAAAAUUGCCUCUACUUUUACACUGGGAUAAAAGUCCAAAAAGGAUUGGAGCUGAUACUGUCACUGCAGAUGCUUAUCUAUGUUCCAUAAAGAUUUCGCUCCCAUGAUUAGGAACUGUUGCGAAGAUAAAUACAUGCUUGCUGGCAUUUUGUGGGUAUUUCAUGAUGGAUCAUACUUUGAGACCGAGAACCUAUAGCUUGUCAAUUUGCAGAAAUUGAUGAACUUUAGAGGAUGGUAUAUCAUGUGUAUUCUCUGACCCUAAUCAUAACUUUUAUGAGCGAGAUAUACAAUGAUGGUAUAUCAUGUGUAUUCUUUCAUAAGACUCAUAUAAACAUCACUGACUUCCCUUCAUUAUGCCCACAAGGGAGCAGCAAAGAAAAAGACAGCUUAUUAUACAUGCAUUCAAAGUGUACUUUAAUCUAUUAGAACAUAGAAACCGAACAAUCCGUUUUAAGCAUUCUAACAUCAAAGCUGUAAUUGAUUGUAGUUUGUAAGGCUAUCUUUCAAGUACAACCAUUAUUUGGUGUUGUAUUAGUUUUUACAAUAUUGUAAAUCUGUAAUAUGAUCUAAAAUUUUGGAAUAAACUAGAUGGGGGAAAUGGAGAUAUCAUUUCAAUAUUUUGUGUUGCUUUCUUGACCCUCUUGUCCCUGAAAAAUAUAAGAACAAAAGUCCUUACGCCAUUUCAAGCAUUGGUUCGGUUCAUGAGUUUCUAAUAGAUCCCGGUAAUUCUAGGGAGUUGCUGCGACGGACAAGUUAUCACUUAUCAGUGAUUGUGUGAUAUGUUUCACUCGUGGUUAUCUCGCUAAUGCUGUGGUUCGCACUUAAUGAUUUUUACUCUAGGUUAUUCUUGCAAGAGAGUGCAAACCUCUUACAUACUUCAAGCCUUAAAGAUGCAACUAUAAGGAAUACAAAUUGAUUGAGGAUCAUCGGGUGAUCAAGCCAGAAUCUUAUAGGCUAUUUGUAAUAGCAGCUUCUCCACCUUACACUCGUGUAUGAAGAGCCGUAGCUAUGUUACUCACUCGCACUAUGAUACUGAUCGACUAUGCAGCA
Messenger RNA from Amaranthus tricolor (Joseph's coat), 4903 nucleotides. RefSeq lists its product as uncharacterized. The transcript has 20 exons. Gene Ontology annotation, biological process: protein dephosphorylation; protein phosphorylation. NCBI's taxonomy places the organism in Eukaryota, Viridiplantae, Streptophyta, Magnoliopsida, Caryophyllales, Amaranthaceae. Gene Ontology annotation, cellular component: nucleus; cytosol. Gene Ontology annotation, molecular function: protein kinase activity; ATP binding; protein serine/threonine phosphatase activity. The coding region runs from base 283 to 3498 and encodes 1071 amino acids. The record is from RefSeq and is a predicted model, not a curated record.